Molecule: messenger RNA, 1496 nt
Organism: Saccostrea cuccullata (small rock oyster)
Lineage: Eukaryota; Metazoa; Mollusca; Bivalvia; Ostreida; Ostreidae
Product: dopamine D2-like receptor
Exons: 1
Coding region: 451-1422 (323 amino acids)
Biological process (GO): G protein-coupled receptor signaling pathway, coupled to cyclic nucleotide second messenger; chemical synaptic transmission
Cellular component (GO): dendrite; plasma membrane
Molecular function (GO): G protein-coupled serotonin receptor activity; neurotransmitter receptor activity
Source: RefSeq, a predicted model, not a curated record
UGUGCUUAAGUUUUCUAAAAGACUAUUUGAUUGUCUAUUUUGAAGCUUUUGUACAUUCAGAUUCACCGUUCUAAGGUAUUGGAAGUACAGUUCAUUUAAAAAUUGUGACCAAAUUAAGUUAGAAAUAGAGAUACUACAACUUCAUAAUCUGUUCAAGCAUUAGCUUUUUAAAUCAAUACUUCUCAGAACACAUUUCGUGACUUAAUAUUAAUGGAUUCAUUUGUUAAAUUAUUGACAACGAUAAAAGCCAUUCUUUAUAUAAUCUAUGUAAAUGAGUGGAACAAUCACGUAAAAAGGACUUUUAUAGAGUAGUAAAAGUAAUAGCAACAAAUCAUCCUUACGUCAAUAUUCAUAUGCUGAAACGUUGCGUAAUUCCAUUCUUUUCCUCUUCAAAGCCAUUGUAAAAUAAUUGUCGCAGGACAAAAAUAUGUUUAUUUAGACUUAAGAAAUAUGAAUGAGUCAAUACCUGAAAAUGAUUUAGUGUGUAUUGGCCACGAAGUGUUUUCCAGUCUGAUUUGGAUAAAGGUCUUCAUUGCCUGUUUUCUCUUUGGUUUGGUUACACUUGCAGUAUGUGGAAAUAUUUUGGUUAUACUCACUUUGAUCCGAAUCAAGAAUUUUACACGCAAAAUCAAUGUGUUCUUCACGUCCAUGGCGGUUGCGGAUUUGCUUAUAGCCGUGUUUGUCAUGGUGCCGUCAAUUCUACGUCAACUUAGCCAUGCCUGGUUCUUACAUGACCGAGUUACAACCCGUAUAAUAUUGCUAGUGGACAUCAUGUGUUCCACCUCUUCUAUACUGCAUUUUACUUGUAUGACUACCGAUCGCUUCAUAGCUAUCAGCAAACCGUUCAAAUAUUUUCGGAUCAUGACUCGGAAGGUCGUUGGGUUUCUUAUACUAUUGUUGUGGACACUUCCGUUCAUAGAGGGAUACAUACUAAGUACAUUUAAUCCAAACGACUCACUUUGCCUACCUGGUGCUGACUUCAUUCCUGCUCUUGUUGGAUCCAUAGUGAGUUUCUACAUACCUUUAGCAUUCAAUAUUGUUCUGAAUAUCAAAAUAUAUUUGAUUGUGAGAAGACGUAGAUUUCAUGACCUAGGUGAUGCACAAUUGAAAAAUAUGAAAACAGAGUUCCGAGUCGCACGUACAAUAAGCAUAUUAUUUGGAUGUUUUUGUGCCUCCUGGACCCCGUUUUUUGUUGCUAAUAUUUACAGUGCCAUAAGAAAAGAAGAUUUAACUCAUCUAACUUGGUAUAUUGUAACCUGGAUAGGGUAUUUUAAUUCUACAAUUAAUCCAUUUUUGUUUUAUUUUUUACACAAGAGGAAAAUUCUGCGAAAGAGAAAUACCACCAUCAUUCAUCAUAUAUCAAAAGAAAAAGAAGAAAAUAUUAUGUACCAAUCAAAUUCAACAAUCAGUACUUUCUUGUAAGUUUUCUGCUUUCCAUUGAAUUUGAUUUUUUAUUUAUAUAUUUUUCUUUAACGUUUAAUAUACAAUGUAUGAAA